CUAUCAGCUGAGUGAAAAAUAUCCAAAGAGUUUGCAUUUUGAUUAUUUUUACAUUUGAAUUGUUUUCGUAAAACGCUUUGAGACGUUAUGAAAAUGGUAUUUCAUUGUAUACAGAAAUUCUGAACGAACUUUGUCGUCUCGAAAUAAGUCAUAGUGAAGUGUGACGUGCGAUGUGAAUAAUUCAAACUGUCGCUGUGAAAAAUAUUGCGGUUCACUAAAAUGUGAAUUGGUGAAGGUCAUUGUUCAGACGUCCCUGCCAAAGCGAAUUGCGUUUUUUUCCACGUCGUGGACACAGCCUGCCUGUGUGUCUAGUACAUCAGUAAUACCGAGAACUUCGCGAACGCCGCGUUUGAAGAUUUACGUAACAAAUUACAUAGUCAUAAUAUUUUAUAAGGUUAAAUCAAUUUUCAACUACUAAUCGACGUUUAGACAUCCAGCAGAAUGAUUUCAGCGAUAUGUUCAAGGACCGCUUUCAGAGCGCGAUCCAUGGAACGCUGUGUUUCCAGCGUUGUUGAAAUUCCGAAGUUACAGGAUUUUGAGGUACAAAACGAGCCUGUACUAGGAUACCGAGCCGGAAGCCGCGAACGAGCCGAAUUAGUUACCGAACUGCAACGUACUGCCGAUGUAACCGAGGAAGUGCCUAUCGUAAUUGGUGACGAGUUUAUAAAAGAUGGCGAACCCCGGUAUCAAGUCAUGCCACAUGAUCACGGACGCAAGCUGGCCAAAUAUUAUUACGCCAGUGAUAAAAUGAUUCAAAAAGCAAUCCAAACAUCCAGCGAGGCUCAAAAGCGAUGGGAUCGUACUCCGUUUGAGAAACGUUUGCGAAUCUGGCAGGUUGCUGCUGAUAUGAUGGCUGGAGAGCACCGCCAGCGCCUAAACGCUGCAACCAUGCUGGGCCAGUCAAAAUCUGUAGUUCAAGCUGAGAUUGAUUCUGCUGCUGAACUUAUUGAUUUCUUUCGCUUCAACAUUUUCUUUUUAAAAGAAAAUGCUAAAUAUCAACCUAUCUCUGAGAACCCAUCUGUUACAAGAAAUUCGCUGAAGUUCAGGGGUCUCGAAGGUUUUGUGGCUGCAAUCAGUCCUUUUAACUUCACUGCUAUCGGAGGUAAUUUGGCUUACACCCCGGCUCUGAUGGGUAAUGCAGUAAUUUGGAAACCUUCAGACACUGCACUUCUAUCUAACUGGCGCAUCUUUAACAUCAUGCGAGAGGCUGGUCUUCCAGCUGGAGUUGUUAAUUUUGUUCCAGCCGAUGGGCCUACAUUUGGACGUACCAUUACCUCAUCACCUCAGCUGUCGGGUAUCAACUUUACUGGAUCUGUACCCACUUUCAAUUGGCUAUGGAAUGAGGUUGGUAAAAAUUUGCAUCUCUACAAAAACUAUCCCAGACUCAUUGGAGAGUGCGGAGGUAAAAACUACCAUUUUAUUCAUCCAUCUGCUGAUGUACAAUCAGUUGUAACUGCAACAAUACGGUCAGCAUUUGAAUAUUGUGGACAGAAGUGCUCAGCUUGUUCGAGAAUGUAUGUACCCAAGUCUUUAGCUGAACCCAUUAAGCAAGGACUGCUGGAGGAGCGUGCUAAAUUAAAAAUUGGCAACCCUACGGAUUUCAAAAUCUUUGCUGGUGCAGUCAUUGAUGACAAAGCUUUUGCAAGAAUCACUGGUUACAUUAAAAAUGCUAAAAACAAUCCCAAGAAUAAAAUUUUAGGAGGCGGUGAAUUUGAUGAUCGCAAGGGAUACUUUGUUCAACCGACUAUCAUUGAGACUGUAGAUCCACUCGACAAACUUAUGACAGAGGAGAUAUUCGGUCCUGUCUUAACUAUGUAUGUUUACGAAGACAAAGAUCUCUCCAAGGCUCUGGCACUUGUUGGCUCGUCCACUAAAUUUGCUUUAACUGGUGCAGUGUUUGCUUCUGAUAAAACAUUCUUACAAACUGCUCUUGAAGAGCUAAAGAUGACCGCUGGAAACUUCUACAUAAAUGACAAAUCAACAGGCUCUGUGGUUGGACAGCAACCGUUCGGCGGAGGUCGCAUGUCUGGCACUAAUGACAAGGCUGGCGGGCCCAACUAUGUCAUGCGCUGGACCACUCCCCAGUCUAUUAAGGAGACAUUUGUUCCUCUUCGUGACAUUGACUAUCCUUACAUGAGAGAUUAAAAAGAAAAUAUUGGCGCUUCAACCUCAUAAAUAAGAAUCCUAAAUCAAAUUAUCAGUACAAUAAUUAUUAGUUAAUAUGAUGCUAUGGUAGUGUUAAAUUUAACAUUCUGAUGUAGGGUUUAUUACUCUAAAUAUUUAAUUACUAGAAAAAUGACAUUAUCUAAUUAAUAUUAACUUAUUAAUAUUAAUAUGUUAUAAUUGUCUAGAAACAGUAUUUUAAAGAAAUUGAAUGUUAUAUUUCAUUCAUAUAAUUACCAAAAUGUAUUAAAUUCCUGUUAUUAAAACAAGGUUGAGAUUGUAUAAUUAUAAGAAACAAAUGUUUGCAAUUUAGAUAAUAAUUGAAGUAUUGUACCUUGUCUUUAUUGUCAUAUCCUUGAUAGUAUAGUGUAGAUGCAGUUUUGUUGUAUAUUUGCUUGAAAUAUAAUUUUAUUUAUGUUGUUGA
Nymphalis io (European peacock) is the source of this 2587-nucleotide messenger RNA. It is a transcript of the gene P5CDh1, whose product is annotated as delta-1-pyrroline-5-carboxylate dehydrogenase, mitochondrial. Gene Ontology annotation, cellular component: mitochondrial matrix. Lineage: Eukaryota; Metazoa; Arthropoda; Insecta; Lepidoptera; Nymphalidae. The transcript has a single exon. Gene Ontology annotation, molecular function: L-glutamate gamma-semialdehyde dehydrogenase (NAD+) activity. The record is from RefSeq and is a predicted model, not a curated record. The coding region runs from base 442 to 2145 and encodes 567 amino acids.